Messenger RNA from Hyposmocoma kahamanoa, 1903 nucleotides. It is a transcript of the gene Iap, whose product is annotated as baculoviral IAP repeat-containing protein 3. Lineage: Eukaryota; Metazoa; Arthropoda; Insecta; Lepidoptera; Cosmopterigidae. The record is from RefSeq and is a predicted model, not a curated record. Gene Ontology annotation, cellular component: nucleus; cytoplasm. Gene Ontology annotation, biological process: regulation of cell cycle; negative regulation of apoptotic process; positive regulation of protein ubiquitination. The coding region runs from base 186 to 1319 and encodes 377 amino acids. Gene Ontology annotation, molecular function: cysteine-type endopeptidase inhibitor activity involved in apoptotic process; ubiquitin protein ligase activity. The transcript is spliced from 4 exons.
GAACGUCAAGUGUCUGCCGCGUCUUUACUUUAGUCUUUGGUGUCAAUCAAAGUGCGAGUGACGCCGUAAUGAUAAGCAAAUUUUAACAAACAGCAUUAGUGAUUGCAAAAUUAGAGGCAAAUCAAGGAAAAUAAUACCUAGUAACCAAAUGUACCAUUGACAAUUGGUAGCCAAGGAUUUCGGAUAUGGGAGAAAGAGAAGCUGUUAGCUCCUCUGACGAUGGCUUACAUGAUAAUUUAGAAACAUCCAGCGUACCGGGCACAAGUGGAACGUCAGUGCCACCGAAAAAUCCCUCUCUGGCUUUCAAAACACCUUCAUUUGACAAGACAGAUAACCAUGACACCUUCGAACCCAUCAAUUUCACCCCUGAGCCUGUGCAAGAAGUGCCUCCACAAGAUAUGCGCCGUGAAGAUGAGCGCCUAAAAACAUUCAAAAACUGGCCUGUCCCGUCUGUAAGACCAGAAGUUCUUGCAAAAAAUGGCUUUUAUUACCUCGGUCGCGGCGACGAAGUUCGUUGCGCAUUUUGUAAAGUAGAAAUCAUGAAAUGGGUUGAAGGCGAUGAUCCCGCGAGUGAUCACCAACGGUGGGCACCUCAAUGCCCAUUCUUAAAGGGUCCAUCUGCUGUUGAACCUGUCGGCCGAGAUGAGUGCGGUGUUAGAGCACCACCUACUACUACUUCCGCUAUUCAAAUGCCAGGUCCAGUACAUCCCAAAUACGCUUCACAGGCUGCUCGUCUACGCACUUUUAAGGAUUGGCCCCGAUGUAUGCGUCAAAAGCCUGAAGACCUAGCCGACGCUGGUUUCUUUUACACUGGCCAAGGGGACAAAACAAAAUGCUUUUACUGCGAUGGUGGAUUGAAAGAUUGGGAGGAGGAUGAUAUCCCGUGGGAACAACACGCCCGCUGGUUCAAACGCUGUGCCUUCGUCCUACUUGUCAAAGGCAAACAAUUUGUGCAGAAGGUCAUAACAGAGUCGUGUUUCAUAGAAGCUAACGAGGAAGACACCAUACCUCCGGCUGUAAAACCACAAGAGCCCAAAAAGGAAGAAGCCCCGAUAGAAGAUUCAAAACUGUGUCAAAUUUGUUUCUCUGAGGAACGCAACAUCUGCUUCGUGCCAUGCGGUCAUGUCGUGGCUUGCGCGAGGUGUGCAUUAGCAAAUUCCAAUUGCCCAAUGUGCAGAAGGACGAUUCAGUAUGCUCAGCGAUUAUAUUAUCCCUGUGUGACAUGUGCGACUCACGUAGGCGGCAAGACAUUAAAAAACCAAAGUUCCACAAAAUGUCAGCACCAAUCACGAAAGUCAGUAAUAACAUUAUUCGUAUAGUAACAGUCGUUCAUUAUAAAAGUACUUAGCCCAUAUAUUUUACACUACACCACAUGCUAUCAGAAUUUCAUCGGAACAAUCGCCCGUUUGUAAUGUGCGCUCGCUAGACUUCAGACAUUUGACAACCAGUCUCAGUGUUGAUAGUCGCUACCAUCCGCGUUACAUAUUUAACCGUUUCAUAAUAAAAAUAAUUGUGUAGCGCUUCUUGCAGUCCCAAGAGGAACUAAAAUGUACCUUACACAUUAUUAUGCGAGAUCGCUAGCGAUUAUUGACAUUGUAAAGUCGCAGCACAGGUACUGAUUUUAAUGAAGUGUAUGUUGCUUCGUUUAUGAUCUGGUGAAAGUGCAUUUCAAAAUGAACUUCACUUGUAGAUCGGUCUUUGUCGCUAGUCACCAAAUAGAACAAACAAAGAGACGCCACCUAGAUUUGGCACACAGGCGCCACUGAGGGACGGCGCGGCCCUGAUUGGGGGCGACUGCACGCCUCCGGGGCUCUGAUGAGCAUUCUGAACAGCCCGCAGCCGUUUUGCUGUGAUGUAAUUAUAUAGUUUCGGUGGGGCAAUAUGUGGAUUGCAAUUAGCGGCG